AUGUUACAAAAGGCAGAAAAGUGGGAAUCAGUUGUUUGUCCAGCUUCUAUUAAGAAAAUGAACAAGUUUGGAGUGGAUUUGAGGAAUUGGAAUGUGAAUCCAAGUGGACCAUCUAUUUUUGAAGCCAAGAAUGGAUUUGAAGGGUACGUGGUUGACUUACAAAGGAAAGUGUGCAGCUGUAGGCUUUGGGAUAUCUCAGGAAUUCCAUGUGUACAUGCACAGUGUGCAAUAUUAUUCACUGGACAAGAUCUUGUUCAAUCCAUAAGUGAGUGGUUCAAUGUGGACAGAGGUGUUGCAGUGGGUAAGGGAGGUGGUAAAGGUAGUAAAAGAGGUGGUAGGGGCAGUAAGACAUCUGUUGGAGUUGAUGAUGGUGGAGUGGCUCAAGUUGAAGGUGGUGGAGUGGCUCAAGUUGAAAAUGAGGAUGACACUAUUCCUGAAAAAUAUUUAGUCCAUCUAUGGAAGGCAAUGCAAGAUUUGAAACUAUUCGGGUAUUCAAUUGAAGAAAUUAAAAAUACCCUUAGUCUGACAGAUUCACACGUGAAACAACUCAAUGAUUACAAUGACACUAUUGAACAAGUUCUUCCUAUGUCUAUGGAGUAUCCACCUCAGACUGAGACAGAAGAUGUGGAUGAAGAAAUUAUCCCUGAGACACAACCAGAACAACCAGAAAGUGAAGAAGAAGAAGAAGAAGGCAUUGACGACACCCAUGAAUUACCAAUACACCUUAGGAUUGUGAAAAGAAGAAGGCCCUCUGAGAGGAUUGUUAAAACCAAGCUGAAGAAGAUCGGAUGUGUUGGGACUUCUGCAAAUUCAACCCAUGGCUCUGAUACCACUGUUGGGUUUUGA
This is a messenger RNA of Lactuca virosa, 846 nucleotides long. The record is from the annotation of a GenBank genome assembly. Lineage: Eukaryota; Viridiplantae; Streptophyta; Magnoliopsida; Asterales; Asteraceae.